Molecule: messenger RNA, 1005 nt
Organism: Hydractinia symbiolongicarpus
Lineage: Eukaryota; Metazoa; Cnidaria; Hydrozoa; Anthoathecata; Hydractiniidae
Exons: 2
Coding region: 1-1005 (334 amino acids)
Source: RefSeq, a predicted model, not a curated record
AUGAGCAAAGCAUUGAAACCUUCACGUCUGGAUAUUGAUCCAACUUCCCCAAAAGCUGCAAAAGAAUGGAAACACUGGAAAAGAACAUUCGAUAUCUCCAUUACUGAAUGUGGGCCAGAAGCACAAGAUAAAUUCAGAUCUGUUAUAAACUUUAUAUCUUCAGAUGUUUUUGAAUAUGUUGAGGAGUGUACAACUUACGAUCAAGUGGUAGAAACUUUAACAAAACUUUAUGUAAAAACUCCUAACACUAUUUUUGCUCGUCAUAAGCUGAGUUCAAGAAAACAAAAGCCUGGUGAAUCACUUGAUGAGUAUGUUGAAGAGUUAAAGAAAGUGAGUAAACAUUGUAACUUUGAAGCAGUCACAGCCAAAACGUAUCGAUCUGAAUUGAUAAGAGAUUCUUUUAUUGAUGGCUUAACUUCCAGUUACAUUCGACAACGUCUUCUGGAAAGUACAAAACUGACACUAGACGAAGCACACCAGAAAGCUCGGACUCUAGAUGUUGCCCAGAAAAAUGCUGAAGUUUAUUCCCAGAAUAUUCAACCAACUGUCGCUGCAGCAACCGUUGAAACUGAAUUUGACUCAGAGUCCGUAACGUCAUCAUCUCUUGUUGCAUUGAGAAAAGGAUCCCAGCCUAGACAAACAAUUCGUAAAAAGUCAUGCUACUUCUGCAGUGGUGCCAUGCAUGCAAACCGAUCAUUAUGUCCAGCUCGAGACGGCACUUGUCAUAAUUGCUCCAAAACCGGACAUUUCUCAAGCCUUUGUCAGUUAACUAAAAACAAAGCCAAUGAUUUUAACUUGUCAGCUAUCUACUCUCCAACACUUUGUGCUAUAUCAGCUGCUUACCCAUCCAAUUUUCGUCAUGCUUCAGUACAAGUCACUAUUAAUGAUAAAAAGGUAUCCAUGGCACUAAUCUCAAUGCAGUCUUCAGUGAUUGGAAGCUGUAUGUUAACCCUAUCAUUAAAUUACCAUGUCUACGAGAAUGUCAGAGGAGAUAUACUUCAGUGA